Molecule: messenger RNA, 2850 nt
Organism: Exophiala bonariae
Lineage: Eukaryota; Fungi; Ascomycota; Eurotiomycetes; Chaetothyriales; Herpotrichiellaceae
Exons: 2
Coding region: 1-2850 (949 amino acids)
Molecular function (GO): protein binding
Source: RefSeq, a predicted model, not a curated record
AUGCUCAGCUGUACUGCUUGCAUUCGGCGGGCGCUCAAUAAUCUCUCGCCGACCAUAAAAUCUUCACGCAGCCUCCACUUCUAUACUUCCCGAACCGGCCUGCUCGCUCAGUCACUAUACCGCAAUCACUCCACCCUCCGCGCGAUCAGAACCGGUCAUCAUCGGCGUGAACUGCUUCAUAGCCUCAAGAAGUCUUCGAAAGGCAAACCCGAUCCCAACAAAGCUUCUGUCAGAAAAGUCAAGCGGGAGGCUUUGAAAGAGAAAGAUGAGGCUGCGAGAAUACAUAACCGGAAUCGACUCCUCAAUUCACCAUCCAGUGCAACAAAAUCCAUACUCUCCGACCGGGUUCAACUUGCAUCGGAAGUCCUGAACUUGUUGAAAAAGGAGCAACUGGUGAAAGCCCUGACGUUAUGCCGCCUCAGCGAGAAGGGGAUCGAUGGUGCUCCCCCGGUUGACAGCGUCGUGAGCUGGAACCAUAUCAUAGAUUGGCUUAUGCUCAAGGAAGACACGGGACUCGCUUGGAAAGUCUUCAAUGAGAUGAAAAAGCGUGGUCACAAACCAAGUGCUCAGACUAUUACAAUAAUGCUGCGAGGGUAUAUGGAAAAUCCAAAACAGUCGAGGUCCACCCAGCAGGCUCUGGCGGUCUACAAUUCUAUGUUUGGACCACACUCGACAGUGAAGCCAUCCAUCAUUCACUCCAACGCCAUUCUGUCGGUUUGCGCCAGGGCCCGUGAUAUGGACUCUUUGUGGGGCAUCGCAGGUCGUCUGCCAGAGCGUGGACCAGACGCUGCUGAUCGACGAACCUACACAACUAUCUUGAUGGCAAUGACUGCGGACGUACGUGCCCACGCUUUGGAGCUUGGUUCCAAGGAGCAAAACUUUCGGCCGGAAGAGCGCGGUCUGAACACAGAAAAGUUGUUUCAACAAGCCAUAGAAGGUGGUCAACGGCUGUGGACGGAAGUUAUUGCCAGGUGGCGCAGAGGUGACUUGGAAAUCGACGCAAAAUUAACUUGCGCUAUGGGUCGGUUGCUGAUGCUAUCUUCUGAACGGAAACAUCAUCAUGAGAUCUUUGCCCUCAUCGAACAAACGAUGAAUCUCUCCAGGUUUGACGAGCGCCUGGAGUUAAAGAAGAAAGAGUCUCCAUCGCUGAUCAAUGCCGAUCCGGAACCAACAAACGUCUCUGUAACGACAGAACAAUCAGUCGGGGAAGACACAUCCCAGACUGGUGUGAUGAGUAUUGUUCGUGAAACCAGCGCUGAGUCACCGUCGGAAGCCCUGAGUUUGAAGAACGGCUCCGCCUACGCCGUGCCGGACAAUAACACUCUCUCAUUGCUUCUCGAAACUGCCCUGUCCUUGAAGGACCCAAACAGAGGAAAACAUUAUUGGGAAACAAUCACUUCGCCCACCGGGCCAUACAGACUCCAACCAGAUGGUGGCACAUUCACCCUCUAUCUACGUCUCUUGCGAAGUUUACGAGCUAGUCAAACAUCCCUCGAUGUUUUGAAGAGCAUCCCUGACACAAUUUGGAAAACCGCGCUUGCAUACCGCGGGGUAUUCAUGAUAGCCAUGAGUACAUGUGUGCGAGACAGGAAUAAUCCAAAUGUGUUUGAUACAGCAUGUCGGCUCAUUGACUUGAUGCAAGCAAAGGCAGAGGUUUUUGGGUUUCACCAAUCGAGUUUCGACAACCAUCGCACCGCAUCAACCCUUUCGCCCAAAGUUCUUACCCUUUAUGUGCAACUAGCAAUAGCUACAACACGAGGUAUCAAUGGUGAAAAGCUGACCAAGGAUGUGAAGACGGGCGAUCUCAAUUUUGAACGAAACCCCCGCAAGAACAACGUUCUGCGCGCAUUGAACAGACUGACAUCAGACACCUUGAAUGUAAAGCGAAUGAUCAAGCUCAAUGUCGCCGAAUACGAACGUCAACUCGCUCAGAAAUCGCGUACUCCUAGGGUCCAAAGUCGUCUCAGGGAGCAAGCCGAAGCACCAGCUGAUACACAAGAGUUAGUGGAUUAUCUUACAACUCUGAUUGGAGCAUACGAUAAGCUUCUACUGGUCAAUGAGAAGCUUGAAGACGAAGGUUUAGGGCCUUUGGACUCUCAGAUCGUAGCAGACUUUGUUCGAGAGAAGAGAAAACUGUCGGCUUUUGUAGGCAUGGUCAACAAUGUCCCUGGCAUCGCUUCAAGGUAUAAGAAAAUCAAAGAAUUUCUCGAACCACUAGAAAAGGAAGACGAAGAAAGACGAGAAGAGAUCAGUAACACGGUCCAGUCCAGUGCUUUGGCAGAAAUCAGAGAUGAAAUCCAGACAAUGGCAAAUUUGAAAGAGAAAAAGAAACUUUUGAGAGGCUUGUCGAUUCGGCAAAAGCGCGAGCUCCAGAAGGAACUACAUGCCCGUACUGUCGACCCAAACCGUUCCCCACCUCCAGAUUCCCCCGAACCCUUGGCUCCACGCCCUACGCGACCCAUGAGGGCCAAAGACGCGGCUGAGAAUGGAAAAUAUACGGGGUCCAAAUCGGUGACUUUUCCAGGGUUUGCUGGCAUCAAGAGAGCCAGUCGACCAGCAGUCAAGGGCGAAGUGGAAGCUCCCCUGAGGGUCAGAAAACCGCUCCACAACGGAUUGUAUCCGACAUCCAAGUCUAUGACUCUUCCGAGAUUCGGUGCAAUCAAGAAGAUUGAUUUAUCGGAUAUCAAGGACGAACGCACAUCGGAUCAGACACCAAAGUAUGCGUCCAGAAGAAAACCUCAAUCGCCAUACGCAAAUUCGCCUGGCGUCAAAGGUUGGGGUGGCGGCUUUAGCGAGCUCGCAAAGAAACAAGGCCAACCCUCAACUGGGCUUGUCGACCUGGGUAGAUAG